Molecule: messenger RNA, 643 nt
Organism: Orycteropus afer afer
Lineage: Eukaryota; Metazoa; Chordata; Mammalia; Tubulidentata; Orycteropodidae
Gene: SSR4
Product: signal sequence receptor subunit 4
Cellular component (GO): membrane; endomembrane system; endoplasmic reticulum
Source: RefSeq, a predicted model, not a curated record
GCUGACCCAGCCCGCCGGCGCUCGAUUGGUUCCCGCGGUCGCUGACGCGUCGCGCUUCCUCGUCUGCCCUCGUGCUCCGGCCGCCCGCUCUCUCUUCCCCUCGGCAGAGAAGAGGCGAUGGCGGCGGUGGCACCUCUCGGGGCCCUGGCACUCUUCCUACUGUCCGGCCUCUCCUGCUGCUCAGCAGAGGCCUGCAUGGAGCCCCAGAUCACUCCCUCCUACUACACCACCUCGGAUGCGGUCAUUGCCACCGAGACGGUCUUCAUCGUGGAGAUCUCCCUGACCUGCAAGAACAGGGUCCAGAACAUGGCUCUUUAUGCCGACGUCAGUGGAAAACAAUUUCCUGUCACCCGGGGCCAGGAUGUUGGGCGCUACCAGGUGUCCUGGAGCCUAGACCACAAGAGCGCCCACGCGGGCACCUACGAGGUCAGGUUUUUCGACGAGGAAUCCUACAGUCUCCUGAGGAAGGCUCAGAGGAAUAACGAGGACAUUUCGAUCAUCUCGCCCCUGUUCAUAGUCAGCGUGGACCACCGGGGCGCCUGGAACGGGCCCUGGGUCUCCACCGAGGUGCUGGCCGCAGUGGUUGGCCUGGUGAUCUACUACCUGGCCUUCAGUGCAAAGAGCCACAUCCAGGCCUGAGGCC